Messenger RNA from Puccinia triticina, 216 nucleotides. RefSeq lists its product as uncharacterized. Lineage: Eukaryota; Fungi; Basidiomycota; Pucciniomycetes; Pucciniales; Pucciniaceae. The record is from RefSeq and is a predicted model, not a curated record. The transcript has a single exon. The coding region runs from base 1 to 216 and encodes 71 amino acids.
AUGAGAAUCCCACCACGCAUCUCUGCUGUGUUCCCCACCUGUAUCAUGAAGAUCCAGGAUAUCCCACCACAUCAGAUGCUUCCACCAAUGGUCAUAACCAUCCCGCUCCUCGGGCCAAGACCUCAAGACCCCACCUCCACCCUUCACUUUCCCCAUACCGCACCCCACAUCUUCCGGCUCAAGCUUCUUUCAACUCACGUACUCUCCGCAACCUAA